ACUACAUGUCGUUUCCCAAAGGCCCACGAUUUGUCACUGAAAAAGAGAACGAAGUUCCUGGUCCGAAUACUUACAACGUUCAAGAUCCUCAGCCAGAUGCAUAUAAACGUGGCGCAUUCCUCGAGAAGACGGAUCGAUUCCUCAAGGACAAACCUUCGGAGGUACCAGGACCUGGGGCACAUACGGGUGACAUGGCGACCAAGGGGAAGCUCAAUGGCGACGCAAAGCGACAAACGAGCGAAGAGCGCUAUGUUGCGCUCAUGCGGAGAUUGGAGGACCUGGAGAGAGUGCAUGCGGACGACAAGAAAGCUCAUGCCACCGAAGUGGACCGCUUGAAGUCAGAGCUAUCUCGAGCCCAGAAAGCCAACACUGAACAUGCCGAUCGACUCCAGAAAGCCAAGAAACAAGAAGCUACCUUCGAAGCACGCAUUCAAGAGCUGAAGAAGGCCAGCGUUUCUGACCAAGCAGAGCUCAAAGACCUCCGUCAAAAGCUGCGUGUAUCCGAGCACGAACGUGCUCAGCUGGCAGGCGUGCAGUCGGAUGCGGGGGAGGCGAAGAAAGCGCUUCAGAACAUGGACCUGAAGCAGAGAGAGGAGCUGAAGGAGAGGGAUAGGAAGAUGGCAGAACUAGAGAAGGCGUUGGCGUCGGAGAAGAAGAAGCGGGCGAUGCUGGAGACAAGUCUCAGCGAAGCCAAGGGCAGGAACGAUGACGAGACCAAGAAGGCGCAGGAAGCUGCAAGUUUACUCAAACUCGAGCUCGACUCUGCAAAGCGAGAUGCUGCACGGGCACGAUCAGAGCUUCGGCAGCUUCAGGAGUCUGUCGAGGGCAACGAGGACGAUCUUCUGCUGCAGCUCGAGAAUCAUCGAACCUUGCUUGCUCGCGUCGCUGACGAGUACGGUCGUCUUGCCAACGUCACUGUUGCCGCAUCGAAGCACGUCGCAGCGAAGAAUGAGAAUGUCAUGCUUCAGCUUCGUCUUGCUAGGCUCGAGCGCAAGCUCGCCAACUCGGAGGAUCAGGUCGUCGAGCUGGCGCUCCUAAUUCGUCAGACGAACGAGCAGAACUCCCUACUCAAGCGCCAACUCCAAGAUGUAACUAUCGACUCCGACCGGCUCUCUGGGACUUUCGAGGGCUCAUCGACAUUCGUAACUCGACAAACAUUCGAUAACGAGGCUCUAACACUGCAUGAACAAGCAAACCUCCACUGCCAAGACAUAUUGCGAGCCGAGCUCGAGCUCGCUGCUACCCGCAGUACGCAGGAUGCUUCCACUGCCGACUUCUAUCGCAUUGCCUCUGCCGAUCUUCUUCUGCAGUAUUCCAUAAUGGAUCGCGUUCUUUCUCGAGAGCGUGAUCUAGCAGACGACACCGACUUAAGACUCGAAGACCUACAGGCAGACCGAAACAAGUUGGCAUCCAAGGUGGCCGAAAUUGAUGUAACUGCCGCAGGUAUGCAGGAGAAGAUCAAUACCGCCGAACAACUGGCAGCGAAUCUGAAGGCGGAGAAGGAUGCUAUCGAGCAGGAUAUGUCCAAUUUGGAAGCGAAGGUGCAGCAAGAGGUGUCGCGAUGCAAAGAAACUGUACAUAAAGAGAAGGAGAAGGUUCAGAGACUCACAGCCGCAUUGCAAAUGGGCAAGACAUCGGAGGAGUCUUUGACGGCUGAGAUUGACCAGUUGACCUCAGAGCUUGCUGAGGCGGAACGCUUCCAAGAUGCUUACUAUGGCCUGGUGGAGGAAGCUAAGGGGCUCGUCGCUCGCAAUGACCUCGCCGAGGAAGAAGCUCAACGGCUGAGCAAGUUCAAUGCCGAGAUUCUGGGACACCAUAACCCAUCUCAGCGCAUCAUGUAUGUCGACAGGAUCCGCAUGGAACUUGCCGAGACCAAGCAGAAACUCUUGCUGCUUACUCGAGACAGCGAGAACAUGGUCGCGGAGAACGAGGAUUUGCAAAAUGAGCUGGACAUGUACAAGUCGGUACACGUCCCUAUUGGUAGCAAGCCACGAACGGGCGUGACGAGAGUUAGCCGUGCGCCUCUGGGCAACCACACUUUGAACGUCUCCGCGCCAGCCGGCGCUCAGCAGAAUUCGCAAGGUCGAUCAUCAUUAGUGAAGAGCAAGACUCGUGGUGUUGGUGAAGAGCUCGCUGGUAUGCUUCCGCCGCUGAGUGAUGUUGGCGAGAUGACAGUAGACGAGUUGAUGUGAUGAGUAUAGGCGCUGGCGCAACCUACGAUCUACUGUAAUGCCCAUAUAUGUUCAAUCUACAAUUUUGGAUGGCCUGUCAUCGCCAUACCCAGG
Molecule: messenger RNA, 2285 nt
Organism: Coniophora puteana RWD-64-598 SS2
Lineage: Eukaryota; Fungi; Basidiomycota; Agaricomycetes; Boletales; Coniophoraceae
Exons: 7
Coding region: 6-2192 (728 amino acids)
Source: RefSeq, a predicted model, not a curated record